AUGUCCGGCUCUGCCUCUUGAAAGGAGAGGUGUGCUAAUACCUCCGUGCCAGGCCCCCAGACAGUCACUCUUUAGCCUGCCCUCGACUCUCCAACACCAGCCAUGCAGAGUGUAUCGUCAGCGCUGCUGCUCUUCAGCCUGCUAUUCCUGAGUCAGGAGUAUGGAGCCCUGGGGACAGAGACUCUCCGACACGCCGCCGCCAUAUCAGCCGGCCUGUGUCAGACGCACCCCACAGACCUGGUAUUCAUCCUCGACUCGUCCCGCAGUGUGCGCCCCUCCGAGUACGAGCAGGUCAAAGUCUUCGUGUCCAAGGUGAUCGAGUCCCUCACCGUGGGCCCCAACGCCACCCGCGUCGGUGUGGUCAACUACGCGAGCCAGGUGAAGAAUGAGGUGUCGCUCAAGACCCACCGCAACAAGGCGGCCCUGUUGAAGGCAGUCAGCAAGAUCGAGCCUCUGUCCACCGGCACCAUGACCGGCCUCGCCAUACAGUUCGCCAUCAACGUGGCCUUCAGCGAGGGCGAGGGCGCCCGGGUGCGCUCCCCGGACGUCAGCAAGGUGGCGAUCAUCGUGACGGAUGGGCGCCCCCAGGACAACGUGAAGGACGUCUCCGCCCGCGCCCGCGAAGCUGGCAUUGAGAUGUUUGCGAUUGGCGUGGGGCGCGUGGACAUGCACACGCUGAGGCAGAUCGCCAGCGAGCCGCUGGAGGAGCACACUGACUAUGUGGAGAGCUACAGCUUCAUCGAGAAACUCGCACUGAAGUUCCAGGAGGCCUUCUGCAUGUCUGACCUGUGUGCCACCGGAGACCACGACUGUGAGCAGAUCUGUGUCAGCACCCCCGGCUCCUACAAGUGUGCCUGCAACGACAGCUUCACCCUUCAGGAGGACGGCAAGACCUGCAGCGCCUGCAGUGCCAAAGCCGCAGACGUGGUCUUCCUGAUCGACGGCUCCAAGAGCGUGCGGCCCGAGAACUUUGAGCUGGUCAAGAAGUUCAUCAACCAGAUCGUGGACAAGCUGGACGUGUCAGAGACGAAGUCGCACGUGGGGCUGGUGCAGUACUCCAGCUCGGUGAGGCAGGAGUUCCCGCUGGGCCGCUUCAACACCAAGAAGGACUUGAAGGAAGCGGUGAAGAAGAUGUCCUACAUGGAGAAGGGCACCAUGACCGGUCAGGCCCUGCGUUACCUGCUGGACAGCAGCUUCACCCCCAGCCACGGGGCCCGGCCCGGCAUGACCAAAGUGGGCAUCGUCUUCACGGACGGGCGAUCCCAGGACUACAUCGGAGAGGCCGCCAAGAAGGCCAAGGAGCUCGGCUUCAAGAUGUACGCGGUGGGGGUGGGGAACGCAGUGGAGGACGAGCUGAAGGAGAUCGCCUCCGAACCCAUCGCAGAGCAUUACUUCUACACAGCUGACUUCAAGACCAUCAACCAGAUCGCUAAGAAGCUGCACUUCAAAGAGUGCGAGGAAGAGAACCCAUGUGAGUGCGAGUCCAUCGUCAAGUUCAACACCAAGAUAGAAGAAGACAUAGCAGCACUAACGAAAAAAUUGGAUGCCGUGACAAAGAGGAUUGCCACGCUGGAGAACCGGAUCGUUUAAAGACGUCGAGCACCCCUUCCCCGUCCCCCUCCUUGUUUUAAACAUCAUAUUGUAACAUACUGAGAGUCCUGGCAUGUACUCAGCUUUCCCUAUUGUAUCCCAACCCUGUCCAGCUUUGCCUUCACACAAGCCUCUGGCGUGGAAGACCUAAACGUUGUAUAGAGUGCCAUUGAGCGAGAAACCUUGUAUAAAUGCAGAAAUAGCAACGUAUUUAAAGCUUAAUAUGUGUCUCUGCACAUCGAGAUAUUUAUUGAUAUACAGAGAUGACGAUUCUAGUGUUAUUGUUUCUGUGUGUCUGCUUACAUCUCUGUCCUUUUAAGUUGUAAAACACUAAAGUAUCUAUUAUAUGUAAUAUAUAUACAAAUAAUUUAAUAUAUGAUUGGACAUUGCAAAGUUGUGGAUGCAUUUUUUUAAUGACAAACGUAAAUAUAAUUGUACAAAGAAAAAUAUAGGCAACACUCUAGGGUAAACGAUAAUAACACACCUAUAAGUGUGCAAUAUGUUUUAUAACUGGCUCUUGUACACAGUGUUAAAAGAGCACACAAGGCAUUGAAGAAACAUGAUGCUUUCCUGAGCUUUACAAUAGCAGGUGAAGCUGGAAGACGUAGUGUGAUCCUUGUUAAUGACUGUCAUUACUUCUAAUGCCAUUUCUCUAGAUGUUUUAUUUGUUUUCUUAAACAAAAGUGUAACCACAAUGGCUGGAUGCUGGAGAUGUCUGUUCAUUCCCAGUGUGUGUGUUUGUAUUGAGUCCCCGCUCCCAGCAGGAACCGGGCGCUGUGAGCUCUCAUUGCGAGGGUCAGGGUGCGAGGGGCGCGCUGGGCUGCUUCCUUCAUUCCGUUACGCUCUGUAUAACCGUGGAUCUUUAUUCACGGACUUUCCAAACUUUCAUUAUUAAAAAGAAGCUUUUGUAUUUAACUGUGUUGUCACUGUAGUGGGAGGAACUUAGAAAUAAAAACUGACAACGUGUUUGUUUCAGGACAGAACAAAAUAUUAAAAAGUCUGCUGAAAUUUGGAAAAUUUGACUGUUUUAUUCAGUUUAUUUUUCUUUUUUAAAUGUAACCCCCCCCCCCCAAAAAAAAAAAGUACCCUUAAAAAAGGAAGCAGCGCUGUUCCAAAAGAUAUAUAGCGUUACACAUCCCCACGUGUUGCUACAACUUUUUAAAUAAUGAACCUAUCAUUUUUUUUUCAUUGUUAACAUCCUGACAACUUUUUACACUUAGAACAUUAAAGACCGUUUCAAAGCUAUUUUCAAAACGCCCAUUAGAGCAGACGUUGUGAGAAGAGCUUUGAAGGAGGUGCGUGAGCCAGUCAUGCCGAUCGUCCGGUUCCUCUUGCUAGUCGAGUCGCUCUCAAGCGUAUUUUAAGAAGAACCCGUUUGCACAGACGCUCUCUUCCUUGUGGAUUGAAGGCUUCAUCUGGCAGCCGUGUUGAGAAGCUGCAGCUGCUCUGGGAGCUGGAUGAAGGCAGUAGGGCUUCAGUGGGAGAUUCCCCGUCCAGAUCACCACACCACUCUGCCUCCUGCUUGCUCCCAGAGUAUCUCAGCAUCCCUGCAUAUAUAAUGAAUCUUCAAUACAUGCAAAAGAUGGGAUUGCGUUAAAGCUCUGCAUUUCAACAUGAGCGUUCAAUGGUAAAUGAAAACUGCAAGACCACUUCUGGACCAGCUUACCACAGGGGACUUUAUAUAAACAUUUAUUCAAAGGGUUAUUAAUAAAAUUAACCCGAACAUUUCUGUCCAGCAUGAAAUAAAGCAUUUUUAUACGUCA
This is a messenger RNA of Acipenser ruthenus (sterlet), 3353 nucleotides long. RefSeq names its product cartilage matrix protein-like. Gene Ontology annotation, molecular function: calcium ion binding. The coding region runs from base 103 to 1590 and encodes 495 amino acids. The record is from RefSeq and is a predicted model, not a curated record. The transcript is spliced from 8 exons. NCBI's taxonomy places the organism in Eukaryota, Metazoa, Chordata, Actinopteri, Acipenseriformes, Acipenseridae.